This is a messenger RNA of Chiroxiphia lanceolata (lance-tailed manakin), 5405 nucleotides long. RefSeq names its product mannosidase alpha class 1A member 1 (gene MAN1A1). Lineage: Eukaryota; Metazoa; Chordata; Aves; Passeriformes; Pipridae. Gene Ontology annotation, cellular component: endoplasmic reticulum; extracellular exosome; Golgi membrane. Gene Ontology annotation, biological process: carbohydrate metabolic process; N-glycan processing. Gene Ontology annotation, molecular function: mannosyl-oligosaccharide 1,2-alpha-mannosidase activity; calcium ion binding. The record is from RefSeq and is a predicted model, not a curated record.
CGGCGCUGAGGCGGCGCGGGGGUCAUGCCCGCCGCCAGCCUGCUGCCGCUCUUCGGUAGCGCGCCGGGGCCGGGGACGCUGGGCGGCCCCGCGGGCAGCGGCGCGGGCGGCGGGGGCAGGAAAGCGGCGAGCCCCGGCGCGUUCCGGCUGACGGAGAAGUUCGUGCUGCUGCUGGUGUUCAGCGCCUUCAUCACUCUCUGCUUCGCCAUCUUCUUCCUGCCCGACUCCUCCAAGCUCCUCAGCGGUGUCUUUUUCCACUCGGCCGCCCUGCAGCCGCCGCCGCCGCCGCCCGGCGGACAGCCCCGAGCCCCUCCGCAGCCCGGAGGCGGCCCGGCGGCGGCGGCGGCCGCGGGCGGCGCGGGCAGCCUGGAGCGGAUCCGUGCGGACCACGAGCGGGCUCUGCGGGAGGCCAAGGAGACGCUGCAGAAGCUGCCCGAGGAGAUCCGCAGGGACAUCCGCCAGGACAAGGAGAAACUUCUACAGGACGCCCGCGACAGGAAAGAAGCUGGGGCCCCUGGGCUGCCCCAGCGCCUCUUCCGCCAGCCCGUAGGCGCCGUGGGGCAGGAGCCCGCCGACCCCGACGUCCGGCAGAGGAGGGAGAAAAUCAAAGAGAUGAUGAAGCAUGCCUGGGAUAAUUAUAAGCGUUACGCAUGGGGAUUAAAUGAACUGAAACCCAUAUCUAAGCAAGGACAUUCAAGCAAUUUAUUUGGUAACAUACAAGGAGCAACAAUAGUGGAUGCCCUUGAUACACUAUACAUCAUGGAAAUGAAAGAGGAAUUCAAGGAAGCCAAGGAGUGGGUUGAAAAAAACUUGGAUUUCAAUGUGAAUGCUGAAAUUUCUGUAUUUGAAGUGAACAUUCGUUUCGUUGGUGGACUACUUUCAGCUUACUAUCUUUCAGGAGAAGAGGUUUUCCGAAAAAAGGCAGUGGAGCUUGGAGAGAAAUUGCUACCUGCUUUCAACACUCCCACUGGGAUACCUUGGGCAUUGCUUAACAUCAAGAGUGGAAUCGGUCGAAAUUGGCCAUGGGCCUCUGGCGGAAGCAGCAUUUUGGCAGAAUUUGGGACUUUGCAUCUGGAGUUUGUGCAUUUGAGCCACCUGUCUGGAAACCCUGUCUUUGCUGAAAAGGUAAUGAAUAUUCGAAAAGUUCUAAAUCGACUGGAUAAACCAGAGGGACUUUACCCCAACUAUCUGAAUCCCAGCAGUGGCCAGUGGGGCCAGCAUCAUGUCUCCAUUGGAGGGCUUGGGGAUAGCUUUUAUGAAUAUCUGCUAAAGGCAUGGCUGAUGUCAGACAAAACAGAUGAAGACGGCAAGAAAAUGUAUUAUGAUGCUGUUCAGGCCAUAGAGGCCCAUCUCAUCCGAAAAUCAGGCGGAGGGCUGACGUACAUCGCUGAGUGGAAGGGUGGACUGCUUGAACACAAGAUGGGACAUCUCACUUGUUUUGCUGGAGGCAUGUUUGCUCUCGGAGCAGAUGGAGCACCCAAUGACAAGACAGGCCAUCACAUCGAGCUGGGUGCUGAAAUUGCGAGGACUUGCCACGAAUCCUAUGAUCGUACACGCAUGAAACUGGGACCAGAAGCCUUCAGAUUUGAUGGUGGUGUUGAGGCCAUUGCUACAAGACAAAAUGAAAAAUACUAUAUCCUACGACCAGAAGUCAUAGAAACCUACAUGUACAUGUGGCGGCUCACUCACGAUCCAAAGUACAGGCAGUGGGGAUGGGAAGCUGUUGAGGCACUGGAAAAACACUGCAGAGUAGACGGUGGCUAUUCUGGCAUUAGAGAUGUUUAUAACAAUCAUGAAAGCCAUGAUGAUGUGCAGCAAAGUUUCUUCCUUUCAGAGACACUCAAGUACCUGUAUUUGCUGUUUUCUGAAGAUGAUCUUCUUCCAUUUGAACAUUGGGUUUUCAACACAGAGGCUCAUCCUCUCCCUAUUCUUCACAAAGAUGAUGGGAAUAAAGAAGAAAACCAGAAAUAGAUGAAGAUUAAGUUAUACUUUGUUUCAUUCCUUAUAUUUCUUUCCAGGACUUGGGCACAUAAUUUGGUUUUAAAUUCCUGAGUUAAAUUUUUAAAUCAAGUGUUUUGCAGUCUGUUUUCUUUAACAGUAAAUAUUUAUUAAUGGACCCAAACUAAUUAUGAUAAAACCUCAGUCCUCAAAUCCAGAUGAAUAACUUUUUAGAAGAGAAAUAGGACAUCUCCACAGAUUCUAUUAGGCUGCAGUGUCAUCUUGGCCAAAAAGAGCAGAGAGUCUGCAUGUUACUCGUUUCCUGUUACACUUUUAAUUUGACUGCAAAAUUCUUUUCUCCUCUGUGAGGAGAUGUAUGCUUUAAGCUGUAAUAUUUUGCCAUGUUGCAAAAAGCCAUAUCGAAUUAAGUAUAAAGAGCUUUUUCCUUUUUUUUUUUUUAAUUUUUUUUUUGUUCUAUGUUAAUUUGUUUUGUGUUUCAUCCAGGACAAAUAUUGUGACUGUGACAGCCUCUUCUUAUGCGGGUCUAUUAUUACUUGGUAAAGUGUCUGUAUUUCACUGUCAAUGAAGUCUACAUAGGGGUAUUUUCAUCUCAUGCAGACACAACUCUGAAAUUGCAGUAUAUGUUGAAGUUAGACUGAACUAGUUUUUAUGAAUUUAGCACAUUAGUCAGCAGACCUUAGUUUUUCAGGUUUUGAUUAGAAUAUUGUAAUAGAAUAAAUUGGUUUCUCCCUUUUCUAAGUGGUGUUAUUCUUACGUGUUUAGUCAAGCUACUAUGGAGUAAAAUAAGGUAGUCAUUUCUUACUAAGAAGGGGAAUAUUAACCUUCUUUAUAUAUUUAGUCCAGUAGUUUUCAUUUGAUUGGUUGGCAAAAAAGUACUCAAUGACAUUUUCCUGGAAGCUGAAUUAUAUCAGAGACAAUUUGUUUGUUUCUCUAGGACUUUAGCAAACAUUUAGAUAGGUUCAGACUUGGCACCAGACUUGAUAGUAAUUUGUCACAAAGCAAUUUAAUAUAUAUAUAUGAACGAAGCUAGAUAUUUAGAUGCCUUGAAGAAAACUUGUCUCCUCGAAAGAAGAUAAGUCAUUCAGAGAGGAAAUUACGCUGCAUGGAACGAAAACUCUCUGACAGCACUGUCUUAACAGAAAUGCAAUGUGCUUAAAAAAUAUUCCCUCCCUAGAGCAGAGGCCUGGCUUACUAAGAAAGGUAACAACUUUGCCAAAAAAUGUUUUGCAUUGUGGUAUCACCAAAGGGAAAAAGAAAUGACACACUAUUAAUUCCUGGUUUUAUUUAAGUCUGGUUUGAAGUGGUUUACAUGAUUUUUAAGUCUACCUAUGUCUUCAUUUAAUGACAGGAUGACUCUCAUAAAUUUUAGGUAGGAAACACGUGGCUUCUCAUUCUGAGAAAGCACAUAAUUCCCUGAUUUGACUGCAGCAAAACAUAUAUGGUUCUGAACAGUAAUAUUUAAUGGUAUUUAUUAAGAUAGAUAUGAUUAGCAAUGCUGGACAUGCGAGCUGAGGGAGCACAAUUGUUUAGGCAGUAACAUUUGCAUUUUACAGUUACAUUAUUCCUAUGCUAAUAGACGUCUGCAAGGGACAUUUUCUUAGGUAGAAGCCAGGAGGAAAAAUUACUAAUUACAUUUUUAUAUAUAGCAGCUGGAAGCUGACCCAUAGACUUCACAUUCUGGAGUCUUUACAGGCAGCACUGCCUCUCUCCUUUCCCUGCAGACGGAGAAGAUGGCAUGUGCCACAUGAGCUGCCAAAGACAUUUAUGCGGGGGGCAAGGCAAGGUAAUGCUGAUCCUUCCAUCACCCUUCUGAGCCUGGGCCAUGCAGCACUGGGAGAAGGGAUACAAAUGGAUGUGCAUCUGCAGGUAAAGCUUGCUUCAUGGAGCCAGCACAUAGACUCAAAACUUUUUGUUUUACUGCCUUUUUUUCAAUUAUUAUUUUCUAUUUUAAAGUAUGGAUUCCCUCAUGUCACAGUAGUUUUCUGAAACCAAGCAAGCAAGGAUGAAGCCUUCGCUCUCUCCUCUGGUGAAAAGCAGAAAUUCUGCUGAUUUUGAUGCUCCAGAAUUUGUACUGUUGGAGGACUAUACUUUCAUUGUAUUUCUUUGGAAAUGGUAUUUAUAAGAGAGAUUUUUUUCUUCCACCCCCUAAAGUACCACAGAGAAACUAUAGCUGUGGAAUAAAAACAAGACCAAAAAUUCUCUUCCGUCUUUAACCAAAAAAAUAAUAAUAAUUACUUUUUUCUUAGGUAUCUUUAUUAGGUCACCUGCUGCUGCUGCCUACCACAUGCAUGUGCUGCUAUAGGCCUCCUCUCAAUUAAAUAAAUGCGACAACUCAGACAAAAACAGUCUUUGAAAAGUGCGUUUUGUAAGCCUCUUCUCUAUGGUUUUCUUAACCACAGUUUGUUUCCCCCAGAUGUUUCUAGUGAUCUUGCUGAUACUUAACAAGCUGAAAGGAAACAGUGGAGAACCAGAUAGGUCUUCUUCAUCUUUCAAAAAGCAGGCUUCAAACCCCCAACUGUGUAUGCAUUGGGUCUUAUGUACUUAAAUAGAAGUAUCACGACUGUUUCCUUGUCAUACAGACAUUUCAUAUGGGUUUUUUUUUCGGUGUGGGAGUUAUGAUGAUUUGAAAGAGCACAAAUUUGAUGUGACUGGUAUUGGUAUUCAGGUUGUAUGUACAAACUGCACUAUACUGUACUUUUUGUAAACUAAUGUAAGUAGACGAGAAGAUUGUACAACGUGUAGAUCUGCCAACUGUAAGAAAAAAAAUUUUCAUAAACUGAGAAUAUAUUGAUUUAUCUUUUUUUUUAAAUAACCCCAAAACACCAAAGUUAGAGCAAUCAUUUUGAAACAGUCCACACUUACCAUUGCUUGUUAGAUUGCUGAAAUAAUAUGCAUUUUAUUUCCCAUUCACUUAACUAGCUGCAUGGAAGUAGCUAGUAAUGAUCACUUUGUGUUCCCAGUUAUUGAUAAGAGCAAAAGAAAUUGCUUGUUAUUGGGGGGAGGGAGGAGACACACAGAUAGGGACAAGGACAUGGACACAUUAUCUUUGCAUAAACACACUGCCCAUACUUCUUCCAUUUCGUUGUAGCAUGAUAAGGCAUUUAAAUCUGUAUAUGUUAAGUCAUAAGAGGUAGAUCAUUUUAAAUGGCACCCAUAUUUUUUCAUGGGGGGAAAAAUAAUUUUUGAUUGUUUGUGAGAUAAGUAUUGCAUAUGUGUUGGUUGUACACAGAUUUUUGCAAUGCUCAAUGGCUCACUGUUUCUAUGGUGACUUCAUACAUAUCCAUUUCUAUCAUGUAUUUAAAUUGGUUUUGAUUUGUACAUAUUCCAUUUAGUCUUUUCAUCUUUAUAUAAACAAAUUAUGGAAUACAUAAUAGAUCAAGAUGCUUAAUUUUUAAGAACUUAUAUUUGUAAAAAUUUCUCUAUUGUGAAUAAAGUCUUUUAAUAUA